AUGAAAAUAAACUGCAGUCACUCCAAAACCAAAAAGUAGGACCUGCUUCUUCCAAGACCUAUGCAGGAACUCCCCUCAGGCUGUCAGUUUGAUCUGCCAUUCAUCCAUAGUGUUUUUAGCCUUCCAUCCUCAUUAAUACUCUUAUUUGCCUUCCAGAAUUUUUCAGAGAAGCCCAAGCAAAGGAGGCAGCGCUGCAAAGACCCCAGCAAAUUGGACAUAAACUCACUCACAGGGGAUGAGCGAGUACCUGUGGUACAUACAGGUACAGGACGGAGGUUAGGGGGAGCCAUGGCACCAGCAUUGAAGGAAUUGCCAAGGUGGCUUGAUGCACACUUGGAGUAUGCUGUUGCAGCAGACUGGGCUGACAUUGUUAAGCUUUCAGGAUUCUUACCAGAAAGCAAGUUUAAUCGUAUCCUAACUGAGCCUGUGCUCCGAGACACUGGGCCUCGCCGGAGAGGAAGGAGGCCCAGAAGUGAAUUGAUUAAAGCCCCUGGUGUUAUAGCAGAUUCUUCUUCAGGAAUGGGACCAUUAUUCAUGAAUGGACUUAUUGCUGGAAUGGAUGUAGUUGGACUUCAGAACAUGAGAAACAUGCAAAGCAUCCCUUUAACUGGUCUGGUGGGGUUUCCUGCUGGAUUUGCAGCAGUGUCUGCUGGUGAGGAUGUCAAAAGCACUCUGAGUAUGUUGCCUAUGAUGUUGCCAGGUAUGGCUAGUGUACCACAGAUGUUUGGUGUUGGAGGGCUUCUCAACCCACCAAUGACAACUACUUGUACUUCAACUGCUCCAAGUUUGUUCACAAGCACAAAAAAUGGUACAUCAAAUGCAGAAAAAGCUACUGAGGACAAACAGAGUAGCCAAAAUGUGAAAAAAGAAACUCUUUCUGAAGACAAGCCUGGUCCUAGUUCAUUUUCUGAUCAGACAGAAUCUGCAAUAACAACCAGUAGUCCUGUAGCUUUUAAUCCAUUUCUUAUACCAGGAAUGUCCCCUGGACUGAUCUAUCCAUCAAUGUUUCUUUCACCCAGUAUUGGCAUGGCAUUGCCAGGUAUACAGCAAACCAGACUUUCUGAGGUGACAAACCUAGAAAGCCAGAAGCGGAAGAGGAAGAAAACUAAAGGGGAAUCAGCAAAUCCAGAACAAGAAACUGUUGCGCUCUCUGAAAAAGAAACAACAAACAGUCAAAACUGUAUAGAGCAAACACCACCUUUGUCAACAGAGAAAGAACAUGAUGUACCAGCGGAAGAGAUGGAGUCAAGAGAAAUUAAUACAAAUUAGAACUUUUGUUUCAUUAAGAAAAAGAUUGUGGCUUGUAAGUUUCUUAUCCCAUAAAUAUUUGUUACUUACCCUCUUGCCCCCACUUCACCUUCAUAAAACCUGUGUUUCCAUGAGUAAAUAUUAUCUACCUAACUCCCUGUAAAAAAACUAUGGUGACAUAACAUAUGUUAAUAGUUGCAGGGUCUUGCCACUUUAUUAGAUAAACAGUGUUGUUUAGGUAGGAUUGGAGGCAUGGAAUUUGUGUUCAGUUGUUUAUCCCAGACAACAAUAAUAAUUCCAGUACUUGGUCAGGCCUCCAAAUUGCUGACUUAUUUGAGAAGAAGAAGAAGCAAAAAGAGCAAAAGUCCUUAUCUCUUGAUCUAAAUGCAGACAAGGGCAUUCCUUUUUAGAGUGACUCUGAAUGAAAAACCUUGUAUUGGGGGGUAAAAAGCACAGUUAUAAUAAGUGCUACUAAUGUGUAUUUUGGUUUAAAGUAUUUCUGUAUUUUACCCUCGUUACUAGAAUAGUAGAUAGACAGAAGUAUAUAACUAAUGUUUGAAAAUCCAUAUAUUGAUUUCUUUUUUAAAAAAGCAUAACUGGUAAUGAUAUAAUUUCUUUCCCUUGCCCCACAAAGUUUGGGAGAGAAACUACAACAAAAGAAAAUAUUACUUAGACAUUAUUCUAUAUUUUUUUAAAACCAAAGUUUGGUUUUAUGUUAAGUGGAAUUUCAAUUACCCUUUCCCUGUUCGUUACAAAAACUUUUUCAGCUUGAGCUGAGAAGUUUUUGCAUAUUUGCAUGUCUUUUAUUGCAGUUAAUGCACCUAUCGCUACCAGUUACUUCACCAUUCUGCUAAUAUUUAGUUCUCAUUUAUGGCAUGUAAAGUUAUUGUUUCAGCUAUGAAGAGGUCACUCUGAUUUUAAUGUUCCUGUAUGAACACUGAGGCUCUGUUUUUUUCUUUUAACAUUUAAUAUUUCUCCUACCUUUCCCAGAAAUAAUGUCGUCAGAAAACAAGGGGGAGUGGGGAGCUGUAGACCAGCUUUACAUUUUUGAAUGUCUUUGAAAAGGACUGUUGAGGUUUUUCAAAGUGUGAGCUUAUUCUCCUCCUUUUAGAGUUAGACUGUGAAGAGCAUACUUCGGUUUCUUCUUUCCAUUCCUCUCUAUUUGCUGUUAAACAGUGUUUCCUAAUAUUCCUAUUGGUAAAUAUUUCUGGAGUAUGCAUUUUAAAUUAACAAUUUUUUUCAUGCUAUCAACCUCCCAAAGUUCUACUCUUGUUAGUUCUCUUUCUCCUCACUCCUAUUUAAUUUUUCUUCCGCUUGGGCUUGUUCUUAUUUGCAGCUCAUGGUUUGUGACUUGAAAUAAACAUAUAGUGGUGCAGCAAUGAGAUGGCAGACUAAUUGAGGGUGUUGAAAGCAUGCUAGUAAUCUGUUUCACAUUUGGUUGUCACUAUUUACUGUAUUUUUUACUUAUUUUCUGUUACAGUUUUGCUAAUUUAUCUAAUGGUCCAAAUGUUUUGACAUAACUAUUUCAGUUUGCAUUAUUUAUUUAUGAUGCUUUUUGUCAUUGUCUUUUAUACAUUUGGGAUUAUAAAUUAUGUACGUGAUAAAAUUAGCAUCUCAAAGAAGUCUGUUACCCAUGGCCUAACAGCAAGCCACGUUUAUAUCUUCAAGGAAUUUAUUCCCAUUUUAUUGGAUUGGAAGCAUUCUUUAAAAAUAUGUAACCAAUCAUAAUGCAAAAAGAACCCCAGAGAAUUAAAUCUUAUUCUAUUUAAUAACACUCUUGUAGCAUAGAUACUGUAUUGCUAUUGACGGAUUUCUUAGAAAUGCUGCUAUCGCUAUUUAACUAACAUUUGUUCAGUUUUGCCUCCAGUGGAAGCAGAAAGGUUUUUUUCAGCUGUCAAAUCCAAAAUCAAUAUAAUUUAUUUAUGUAAAAAAAUCACUUGAUAUAUUUUUGAACCUUUUAAGUACUAACUUUCUUUUUAUUCAGUAGAAGAACAUGUAUUUGCCCUAAAUUCUUAAAAUACACAAGCUAUAAAACUUAUAUAUCUUCAAAGCCUUACUGUGAAUGGAUAUAGAAAUCUCUGCGGAGUCCAUUUCAUGUAUGGGAUGGUUAUUUUUCCAGGGUUUCACUCGUAAGGAACGGGAUUGCAAAUGAAAUGUUUUUAACUAGCCAGCAUGCUCUUUACUUGUUCUUACUUAUCAAAUGUGUAUCUUAAAUCUCUGGGUGUUUAGGCUUCUUUUUGACUGCUAUUGUGUGUGGCCCUUUUUGCAAUCUGAUAGAGAUACUCUGUGAUUUAUUUACACUAUAAGGCAUAAGUUGCUUCUUAUUACUUUCUGUCAUACACAGAAAAGAUGCCAAAUUUUCACCAGUUUUCAUUGGCACUCACACAAACAUACGUUCUUCACCAAAUGUGCUAAAAAAGUAAUUGUCUGUGAUCCUGAACAUGGUUAAAAAGCAAAAGAUUUAAAAGUCAGAUUUUUAUUUUUUUAAUUUAGUGACUAGAUUAUGCUUAUCUUUCAAACUUGGCAGAGCCUUGCUACAGAUGUAUAUAAUUUUUUCAGCAAAUACAUGUGAAUGUUUAAUUCACUUGACUCAGUGCUUAAACGUUACUUGCCUUUUUCUCAGCAUGAACAAUAUCAAAAGCUAUUGUAUACAUAACAUCCCUCUCUCUAAGGUUGCUCCUCAUGUGAGCCAAGGGGUUGUGCAUUAUUUACUCUGGGGGAUGACAAAUUGCAAUUGAUCCACACAUUUUUAAAUAAACUGAACUAGUUUACCAGA
This is a messenger RNA of Gavialis gangeticus (Gharial), 4024 nucleotides long. Its product is annotated as chromodomain-helicase-DNA-binding protein 6-like. The transcript is spliced from 3 exons. Gene Ontology annotation, molecular function: protein binding. The coding region runs from base 61 to 1269 and encodes 402 amino acids. NCBI's taxonomy places the organism in Eukaryota, Metazoa, Chordata, Crocodylia, Gavialidae. The record is from RefSeq and is a predicted model, not a curated record.